CUUAUGUUUAAUUUUACGAUGGGUUCAUUGGUAUUACAGUGUUAUCUCCGUGUGUAAGAAAGUAGUAAAAUAUGACUUUAAUAACACGUAUUGUCCUUGUGAUUUGAUUUAAAAUUCAUUCUCGAUUCGUGCUAUGCGAAAUCAAAACAUGGAAUUCCCUAAAUAUUUGUCCUACAAUCUGAUAAGAGUCUGAUACCACCUGUUCUAGUUUCAUUUUUAAAAAUGAUCUAGUGUAUAUAUUUGAACUAAAAGUAUCGGUAAAUUGGCAGUCUCUUCUUUAAAUAUUGUCGAGAAAUAGCUGAGUGAUGUCUCUCGCUCCUCCUCCGCCGCCGCCACCUGCUGCUGCGCCUAUCGCAGCAUUCAGUUCUAAAUCAGAUUCCAAAGGAGAUGGCAGAGGCUUAUUAUUAGAAUCAAUUAGAAAAGGCACAACUUUAAAAAAGACUGUUACUGUGGAUAAAAGUGCACCUUUAAUUGGUGGUACCGCAAGUGGAACAUCUUCACAAUCGAGUAACUCCAACAAUACCACUCGAACGAACGCAAAUAGCAAACAAAAUGAUACCUCGCCGCCACAAACGGGUCUUGGAGGACUAUUCGCUAACGGCAUUCCGAAAUUAAAAGCUACGGGUUUACCAAUCGGCCAAGCAUACCAGCAAUACAGAAAUGAAAACGAUGGUGUUAAAUCAAAUUCUCUCUCAAAUAGCAACAACAGUGGCAAUAAUGUUAAUAAAGUUAACAGUUCGAAUCGCACAAAUUUCACAAAAACGAGGGGACCACCUCCGCAGCCACCUGGAGCUCCGCGUAAAAAUAAUUCUCCUGAUUUGGAGGCAAACGAUGGACUGCCAUUACAGAAUAGAUCCGGUAGUGCAGUUAGUUUAAACGAUAGUUACCAAAAUCGUGUUUCCGAUGUCGGUCAUCAUAUCAUAAAUCACGGUAAACCUUCAUUGGCACCGAAACCUAACGCUAUUGCUAAUAAGUCAGUAGGCCAUAAGAUAAAAAAUGAUGUAAGACCGCUGGUUACAAGAGCUCAAAGUAUGAGGGUGCCGAGGUCUUCGUUAAAUGUCGCUGAAUCGAAUAAUGGAUCAUCGUAUCCAGAAUACAAUCAGUCAGAAUUACAUAGAAUGAAUAAUAAAAAUAAUCUACCGUCUUUCCACCAGUCUCAAGAAUCGAUAGGUGCAAGGCAUUUGAGAUCAUCAUCGCCGCCAAAAACACCGUCAAAUGCUACCUCUUGGAGUAAUCUGAGUAGCGCACACGCGACUCUGAGACGUUCGCAUGGUUCGCCGUUGAGGCCUCCGCUAGCUAAACCUCCACCUCCUCCCAGAAUGAUGACCGGACCACCAAAUUGUCCGCCUCCUCCGCCACCUACUCAUGCGCCGCCACCGCCACCACAUCGAGUACAUCCAGCUCCACCGCCGCCGAGGCUGACGGUUAAUCAGGUAAACCUUAUGAAUUCUGGUGCUCCCCCUGUACCUCCAGUGAGAAAUUCUUCCAUGAGAAGUUCAAAUUCUGUAAAUAAAACGACGUCGUUUGAAUCAAGAUUCAUGUCGUUGUUUCAUACUGUCGAAGAAUUUCCUCCUCCGCAGCCAUAUCAAAAUGUUAUUAAGAUUUAUAACAGCAGAAUUCAGGCGAAACAACAAGCUCCGCAACCUCCAUUACAACUGCAACAAUCGGCGAAUAGACCGUGGCAAUUUGAGAACGCUUCGAACUGUUAAUUUUUCUUGAUAAUCGAAUGUUUACCUGUUGAUAACAAUUUUUUAAAUUGUUUCGAUUUUAUCAUUUGAAAUUAAAAUUUUGUUUUUGUUA
Messenger RNA from Planococcus citri (citrus mealybug), 1800 nucleotides. RefSeq names its product WAS/WASL-interacting protein family member 2-like. The record is from RefSeq and is a predicted model, not a curated record. The transcript is spliced from 10 exons. Bases 306 to 1709 code for a protein of 467 amino acids. Gene Ontology annotation, molecular function: actin binding. NCBI's taxonomy places the organism in Eukaryota, Metazoa, Arthropoda, Insecta, Hemiptera, Pseudococcidae.